AUGCAGCCUGACGCCCAGAACGCGACGACGGGACCCAAAGGACCUCUUGAAUGGGGUCAGAUCAAUUUCCUGCAGACGACCGAUACACAUGGCUGGCUCGAGGGCCAUAUCAAGGAGCAGAAUUAUGGCGCUGACUGGGGCGAUUUUGUGAGCUUCACGAAACAUAUGAAGAAGAAGGCGAAGAAGCUAGGUGUAGAUCUCCUGCUCAUAGAUACGGGCGACCUUCAUGACGGUGCUGGAUUGAGCGAUGCAACUACUCUCAACGGCGAGAUUAGCAACCCUAUCUUCGAGAACAUCGACUACGACCUCCUUACCAUUGGCAACCAUGAGCUUUAUGUUUCUGAGAUUGCGUAUGAGACUUUCAGCAACUUCUCAAAAAGGUAUGGCGAUAGGUAUCUUACGAGCAAUGCUCAGAUCAUCAAUCCUUCGACCGGAGACUAUGAAUAUAUCGGCAAGAAGUACCGUUACUUUACCACUGAGCAGGGUUUGCGCAUCAUGGCAUUCGGAGUUAUUUUCGAUUUCACGGGAAGCUCCAACGUCUCGAAGGUAAUCACGGCCAAGAACUUGAUCGAGGAGAAAUGGUUCCUUGAUGCUAUUAAUUACCCGAAGCCAAUCGACCUUUUCCUCGUUAUUGGGCAUAACCCAAUCAGAGUAAACGCCAGCACUUCCACCUUUGGCACUCUUUUUAGCACGAUCAGAAAUCUUCGUCCAGAUGUUCCAGUGCAGGGAUUUGGAGGACACACGCACAUUCGAGACUUCACAGUCUACGACAAUAAGGCCACCGGCAUGGAGUCAGGCCGGUAUUGUGAGACGUUAGGAUGGCUUUCCAUAACGGGGAUCAAGUCAUCUUCGUGCAAAGCCGAAGACAAUCCACACGGUGUUCCGCAUCCAACCAGACCCGCAGUUCCCCUUAACACCAGCUUACCCCAGUCCAAUACCCCCUCGACUUUGCGCUACGCGAGGCGUUACCUAGACUGGAAUCGCCUUACCUUCGCUUAUCAUGCAGAAGGUAGCCAAGAUCAUACUUUUAACAUCCCCAAAGGCGUUGGGGUUACCGGGGAAAUCACGUCUGCCCGGAAGUCACUGAAUCUAACGGCGCUUUACGGCUGUGCUCCUGAGUCUUACUGCCAAUUUUGCAAGCCAUUCCUUGCAGAUGGAAAUCUCUUUGGGCUUCUCCAGACUGCUUUAACUACGGUAGUCGUUAAUGAAAAUCGUUCGGAUAUCCCUCGCAUCAUCAUCAUCAACACUGGAAGCGUACGGUUUGAUCUUGCCAAAGGCCCCUUCACGUAUGACGAUUCGUUCAUCGUUAGCCCGUUCAAAGACGGUUUCCAAUUCAUCCCGGACGUCCCUUAUGAGCAAGCAUCGGUAAGUGUGUCUCGACUCUCUCGCAGAACCAUCAACUCUAACAUCAAACAGCAAGUCCUUGGUAUCUUGAACGCAGGCCCUUUUCAAAAGAAACGCCGCGACCUCGAGACUCGAGACUUCGGAUUCGAGCCUCUCGCCGAUCGCGACAUCUGCCUCGACCCUCGGAUUACUCACAACCACGACGGCCUGAAAGCUCGCUCCAGCUCCAGCUCCAGCUCCGGCAUUAUCCGCCGUCAAAACACUUCCCCCGUCCCCGGCUACACCACCACUGAUGACUUCGGCACCGACGGCGAUGACACCGUCCAUUCCAAGAUCCCGAACUACGCCCAGCCCAACGAUCUGCAAGCCAAUGGAUCAUUCCCGACCGACGGCUCCACACCUAAGACGGUAGAUCUAGUGUUCCUAGAUUUCAUUCAGAGCUACAUUCUCGCGGCGCUGAACAGCAUCGGGGGCAGUUAUGUAACCGGGGAUGUGAGCUACUAUUUACCUAAGACAUUCACGACAAAUAGCUAUUUGCCAGCGUAUGCGAAGGUGGCGUGGCAGGAGAAUGUUCCCAAUUGCCCCGUCGGUGCAGGUAUCGGGUUUGAUAAGAGGGGAAGAAGGCUGGAUUCGAUGGGUGUGAGGAUCUAG
Molecule: messenger RNA, 1995 nt
Organism: Mytilinidion resinicola
Lineage: Eukaryota; Fungi; Ascomycota; Dothideomycetes; Mytilinidiales; Mytilinidiaceae
Product: ser/Thr protein phosphatase family
Exons: 3
Coding region: 1-1995 (664 amino acids)
Biological process (GO): nucleotide catabolic process
Cellular component (GO): cytosol
Molecular function (GO): hydrolase activity
Source: RefSeq, a predicted model, not a curated record